GCCAUUCGGAACACAAUUCGUGACGCGCGUGGUGAAUUCGUGCCGCACGCAGCCGCUCACACAAUGAAUGCCACGUAAAUGUGUGCGUGUCGACCGUGCGCCGCGGCGCGCGCCGUUGCCAUUCGCCGUUCGUAACCAGUGCAAAGCGUUCGUGCGUUGCGGUCCGUUUGCGCCGCACGGCAUACCAACUUCCCAUCCCCAGACAUGGACUUGAGCAAAGACGAAGUGUUCACUUUGAUCAACGCAUACCGAAGCCAAAGGGUACUAUGGGAUACGAAUCAUAAAGGAUAUUUCAACAAGCACAUCAAAACAAGAGCGUGGCAGAUAGUAGCUGACGCAGUUGGCGUUGACUUGGAAAAUGCGAAGCGGAAGAUGGCUAGUUUGCUUGGGUCGUUUAGGCGAGAGAAAUCUAGAGGAAAGAGGAUAAAUAAAAAUGAUCCAACAAGCCCCCUGCAGUACAAAUCCGAUUGGUUUGCCUUUAAAGCCUUCAGCUUCUUACUCGACCCAGCACUGAAUCCCGUCAAAUUAGAUUCUGGAAUAACUCAACAAGAAAUAUCAAAUAAUUUUGAAAAUGACAAUGAGGAUGAUGAAAAUGGAACAAUAGCAUCUCAGUAUGAACACGUUUACCUGACACCAGACACAGUCGUCUCCGACGUUCCACAAGAUACUACAAUCGCCGAGUUCCCCAAACCUAUCACGCCCAGAACAAAACGAUCCUCGUCAUCCCACCACGAGAAUUCAGAGUGCCCAGCGAAACGAGACUACCGAGAACCGCACACGCCAAAUGAAAGCGUACGAAAAGAUGCGACGGCAAAAUUUGCAAAGUACCUAGAAGCCAAGCUAAAUCUCUUCAAUCCGACUGCCAGUGCGAUACUGAUCCACAAAAUCAAUCAGUUGAUCUUCGAAGCUGAGAUGAGCUCUAUAUCACAGCCUCAUUCUUUCUCCAUGGCCAGCGUAUCGCCCAAGUCGAAUUGGACGUCCAGUCCUCCCCAUAUUAACCCGUUGGUUCAGAUAGAAGUUUCUAGAUAUGAUGAAGAUGAUGAAGAUAGGAAAGAUGGAGUAGUAAACACACCUUAAAUGUUACAUAUCUUUUAGUUAAUCUAAACCAAACUGCACUGCAUUAUAGUCAAUUAAAAUUGUUGAUAAAGCAAAUCCAAAUAUGAGGACGCAAUUUGUAUACCUCAAUUAGUUUGUAUGUAAGUUUGCACAAACCACUAGUUUCAAUGUUAAGAUAUGAUCCAACUGUGAUUCUAUAAAUAAAUAC
This is a messenger RNA of Cydia splendana, 1264 nucleotides long. RefSeq lists its product as uncharacterized. The transcript has 3 exons. Lineage: Eukaryota; Metazoa; Arthropoda; Insecta; Lepidoptera; Tortricidae. The coding region runs from base 205 to 1077 and encodes 290 amino acids. The record is from RefSeq and is a predicted model, not a curated record.